GCUGGAGCGAUCGAGUUGUGACCACCUGAACUAGAAAGAUUCCUCUCACCUCUCCUGCCUGCAUCUCUAAAUUUCCUCGUCUUCCCAGCCUGUCGAAAGCCACCGAAUAAACCACCCAUCUUGAUACCUAUUCUUCCACUGCCCGCCACAACCAUGUCCAACUCCGAUUUCGCCGCCAGCAGCCGCGAGCACUUGUGCGCUCGCAUGGACCGGUUCCUCGAGUUCAUCAACUCGGGCGACGAGACCAUCGGCAGGGAGGUCGUCUCCGAGUCGGCCGAGUUCCACGUCCCCUUUGGCGGGGCCCCGCUCAAGGGCCUCGGCGGCUAUAUGCAGAUCCUCGGCAAGAUGCGCGGCGCCUACCCGGACAUCCAGUGGUCCCUGCAGGAGGCCAUUGUCGAGGGCGAUAAGGUCGUCGCGCGGUUCGCCAUCUCGGGCACGCACCUGGGCAACUUCCUCGGCACCCCAGCGACGGGCAAGCAGAUUAGCUCGCAGGCCUUCAACAUCUACAGGUUUGCCAGUGGCAAGAUUGUCGAGGAGCGCGGUCUUCCGGAUAUCUUUGGCAUGCUUGCUCAGAUUGGGGCUAUUGCGAUCCCCGGGCCACCGCCCGCAUAAGUUUAUUUCUUUUCAGGCAAGGCCCGAAACUGUAGCAAGUGUAUUUCACCCUAAUUACAAAUAUGGCGAAACAUCUGUCAGACGUGACGAUGACCCGACACUUACUGUAUAUUUGCUAGUGAUGCAGCGUUCGGC
Microdochium trichocladiopsis is the source of this 747-nucleotide messenger RNA. RefSeq lists its product as uncharacterized. Gene Ontology annotation, biological process: polyketide metabolic process. The transcript has 3 exons. Bases 154 to 612 code for a protein of 152 amino acids. The record is from RefSeq and is a predicted model, not a curated record. Lineage: Eukaryota; Fungi; Ascomycota; Sordariomycetes; Xylariales; Microdochiaceae.